AUGAUAGCGACAGUGGAUCUCAGUGAAGAGGGUGACAUUAUUGUGGACUCUAAAAUAAACGACACCCAUCUGGUGGUUAGCUGGGAGUUCAUCAACAACAUUAUCACAUUCUUUAGAGUCUCCCCCUACACCGCAGAUUCAGCUGGAACGACUCCGCAAGAGAACAACGAUGUUUUGGAAAUAGGGAAAUUCAGGUCGAAACGCAGCCACCAAGCUCAGCAACACUUCAGGUAUCGAUGGUUGUUAACAACCCUGAGUUGGUGUUCCUUAGUAACCACUCAAACUGGAAAACACAAGCUUUACUACUCAGAACCGGUGUGGAGCUGAAAUUCAAUCAGAGGGAGGAGCAAUCUGCUAUUCAGAUCAAAGUAGAGCAGAUAACACUGUUUAUCUGUCAGUAUCUCUACAGACUAAGCUCUAUCUAUCUGCUUCUACAGCCGUGUGACGUGAUCAUGUUAUACAACAAGACGGAGGGAGAGAAGGAGAACGUUGAUUUAAACAUAUCAGAUCUCGUUUUUAAUAUCAGUCCGGAGUCUCUGAACGUUAUGGUAGUAGUGUCCGGACAGUUUGCAGCUACUGAGACCAUCAACGCAGCUAAGAAGGAACACACGGCCUACGCUUACAAUCUGUGGAACAUGGAGUGUAUUGACGAGACGAACAGAUGGUAUCUAAGACAAGCAGCACAGAGUCUGAUCCAGGAGAAUAUGAAGCACUUACUGGGGCACGAGUCAGACAUCUUCUCCUUCAAGCAGAUGGAACCACUGGGGCAGACCUUUAUCCUGAAUAUGGACACCUUCAAGUUAACAUUAGAGGCAGACUACGAACCUCUAGUUGUCAUCACGGGACACACCACAUGCAAAGUUAAAGACUGGGGAGGAGCUAUGUUAGUAGACCUUGACCUCUCACUUGAUGCUAACUACUACAGCUACUCCCUGGGAACAUUCGAGCCGCUGUUGGAACAAGUGGAGGUGGCUGACGGGAAAUACAGGAUGCUGAAUGUUACAUGUACAGUGAAGAAGUGUCCUGUAGUGGUUUCUAAUGAAGCAGCUCAUAUCAUGCAAAUGCUUGGCGCUGAAGCUAGUGAGAUGGACACGGCCUCCCAAUCUAGUGUUGACAGUAUGGACAUUCUGGAGAACGCACCCCCUCUAUACGAGAUACAUGUCACUAGUGAUGACAAACUACUCCUAACCCUAACCAACUCUGCACUAAAGAAUUUCCAAGUUCUGAGUGAAGCUUGGAGCGGUGUAAGUGAUGACAUGAGAAUAGAGCCUAGAGCGGUGAGCCCCCUAAUGGUACAUAACUUGUGUGGAGUUAAUAUUACUGUCAGGGCCAAGCAGGACGGCUCUAGAAACGCGCCUCCACCAGAGUUCCAGCUUGAGCACGAUGAGAAACAAGGCCUGAAGCUGGAGGCUACGAAACGAGGCAAGGACCGAGGGAAGAGGGCGCUAGAGCGGAGUCACAGUUCUAAAGGCACUGAUAUCUCUGAUGCUGCUACUAUCAGUGUUAAGAUAGAGGGUUACGAGGAGAUUAAAGAUGUGCAGAUUGUUCAGGCAGGACUGUAUAUAUACGGGCUGAUACCUGCUAUGAAGACUAACUCCCGCCGUGAGGUGGAGAGAUACACGCUGAAAAGAGAAGUAACGUACUUGGAUAGAUUAAAAUUACAACUAACCAACAUGGAAACGUCUAGUUUCGUGCGUAACGUGCUGGUAGAAGUAACAGUAGUAAGAAGCAGCAAGACGGUCACUAUCCGGUCUCCUCUUAACUUCCACAACAAACAACGUGUACCUGUCAGAUUAUGGUACUCUGCUCCUGACGAUUCAACAAACAGAGAACUCGUAACUGUAGACAUUAAGUCGUUUCAAGUGAGCAGGAUCGAAGCAGGUGCUAAAUAUUCUGUCCCUCUUGACGCCCAAAUUUGUGGUACCGGGGACUCCCACCAUUUCCACAUUUCGCCCGAUAUAGACGGACACUCCCCCUCCUUCCCACCGCUCUCCACCUCCAAACUGAAGAAUGAUACCCACCACUUUGUGGCCAGCUACCCUGCUACAAGAGGUACUGAACUGCUACCGGAACAUGGCUCCUUCUCCAUGCAGCCUCUAAACGUCAGGAACCCCUCAAGAUUGAACCUGCAGAAUGCUCUAUACCACACCAUCUCCAUUAACCCCCCUGUUAUCAUUUGUAACAAACUCCCCGUCACUCUCAGGAUACAGGGAAUAGGUACUACUAUGCUAUCUAGAGACAUCCCGGCAGGACAGCGAGAACACUUUAACAUGAUAGACACUUCCACUGACCCUUCUAUCAUCCUCCGGAUUAUUAACUACCAUGACAUGGGGUUCGAUUGGUCUGGUGAGUUUAAUAUAGACGUGAAGAAGUUCGAAGAAAACUCCCAACAGUAUGUAACCAUGACAGCGAGUGUUAACAACCUUACUAACCGUGUUACACUGGGCGUGGUCGCUAAAGUAACUGACGGUCUUAUCUUAACUGUAUAUAGUUCUUACUGGAUGGUUAAUUGUACUGGCAAACAGCUACAUUAUCAAGGUAUAACCGACUCAUCAGAGAUACUAGAUCCCCCCACCAUCCAACAACCCAUGUUAUUCUCCUUCCUACACACUGACAAGAGUAAACAGAAACUAAGGGUGAAAGUAGAGAGGGCGGGGUGGAGCGAGUAUUUUAAUAUUGACACAGUUGGUAGCAGUGGUAGCAUAAGAUCGUUUGAUGAGGAGAAUGACUGUUACUACGAGGUGGGAGUAACUAUAGCGCUAUCUAAUAUUCAGCUCACCAACAUUGUUACAUUCUAUCCUCGCUUCCAGGUGAUAAACGAGCUACAUUUCCCUAUAACAGUACGAGGAGAGCUGAGCUCUGAACUGACAGAGUGUAGAUGUAAUAAAGUUACUCCGUUCUGGCCGGGAUGUAAAGAUGAUCACUCCCUAGUUGUAAAGAUACGUAAAGGUAAGCCCACAAUGGCGAUCCCUCUCCACACCACACAACAGACUGUAAUACGUGCUGACGCCUCCACGGACGAGGCAUGCUCCUUCAUAUCAAUAGUAGUGUUUGUAGAUGUGAGGACAGCCACAACAGAGAUAAGAAUAGGAACAUACUAUCUGGGGGCAGCCCCUGUUCGGAUUGAGAACUUGCUCUCAGAGUCCAGUAUAUGUUUUAAACAGCACAGUGCCAUGUCCUUUGUAACUGUUCCUCCUCAUAACAGCAUCUUGUACACCUGGGACUUUCCUGAUAAGAAGAGGGAACUGUAUUGGUGUGUCCAGGGAGAUGAGAAGAACCAGAAAAAAGCGGAUUUUGUGAAAGAUAACUGUGUUAGUUUUGUGUACCACGACCUUCUCUCCCAGAGACAGCGGAAAGCUCAGGUGGUGAGUUUCCUUGACGGUCUGCAGCGAGUGCUACUGUUCACAGAUAACCUUAAUGUAGCAGACUGUGUGGGUCAAGAGGUUAUAAAGAUAGAGCAGAGCCACCUGUUGUUCGAACUGUCCUUCCCUCAGGCUAUUGGUGUUUCCUUGGUGGACGGUACCCCUCAGGAAGUGUCGUAUAUACAGUUGGACAGUAGUGGUGCAAUAUGGGAGAGGAAGCUGAAGAAGAGGGAUCGGUACAAGUACCUGUGUACCCAGAUCUCUGAGUCAUUAGAGACCGCCUUCAAUGCAGAUAAAGCAGUAGUUGAGUUUGACGAGCACUCGUUUGACAUGAGGAACGAGGAGGACAUGGUACUGACCUACCCUGACAGUAACUGUGUGACCGUGAGGAGAACAUACCUACCUGCCCUCUGGCUACAGUAUACCAGCUCUCCUAGUCAGAACAACAUUCACUUCAAGAUUAACAGAAUACAGAUUGAUAACCAGCUAAGAGAUGGCGGGGAGUUCCGGCAUGUGUUCUAUCCGAUAGCCCCUCCUUCUCACGCUAUCGCUCAACAGCCCCCUAAACCUCUGGUGGAGUUUGCUAUGAUCAAACAGUCGACCUCUGUAGAGGGCGAGCAGGAGCAGAGUGUGCUGGACCACUACAAAUAUGUCAAGAUGUUGGUACAGGAGUUUCAUAUCAAGGUGGAUGCAGGGUUCCUAAUGUCCGUCAUGAACUUCCUCAAAGUGGACGAUGACGAUAUUGUGGAUAUUGAGAAGCAGGAGCUGGAGUGGCUGGAAGAAGACUUGAAGUUAUCCCGCACAGCACUAAAUGACAGAGACGGGGGUGACGAGGGGGGGUCCCCUGUAUUCCUGGACGAGUUACACCUCUCUCCUCUCAAAAUACACGUGUCCUUUUCUCCUGAGAAUAAUACUGACAGUCACCAGGUGCACCUGCAAGAGGACACACUCGCUCUCUACCUCAAGUCAUUUGGACUCGGUCUGGUUGCUAUUAACGACGCAGUGUUAAAGCUAGCUUACUACGAUGCUACAGGACAACUAGUGACUCAGGCACAACUACAGGACCGUGUUACUAAACACUACAUCCACGAGACACUCACUCAGCUGUACGCUGUAGUGUUCGGGCUGGAUAUACUGGGCAACCCUUACGGACUGGCCCAGAAUAUCAAGGAAGGAACUAAGGACCUAUUCUAUGAGCCUUAUCAGGGAAUGGUACAAGGUCCCCGCGAGUUUGCUGAAGGAGUAGUGAUAGGGAUGAACAGUUUCUUGCGGCACAGUGUAGGCGGUAUCGUGGGAGCUGCCAGUAAAAUAUCAAGGAGUCUAGGAAAGGGUCUUGCUAAGCUAACAUUUGAUGAGGAGUACCAGAAACAAAGGGCUAGGAGAAUGGCUCAGAAACCUGCUCAUAUCGGAGAAGGUUUGGUUCGAGGAGGUAAGAGUUUCCUGAUGGGGCUGUAUCACGGUGUGACAGGUGUUGUGGUGAAACCAGUUGAGGGAGCAGCUCAGGACGGGGUGGAAGGGUUCUUGAAGGGUGUGGGUAAAGGACUGGUAGGUGCUGUGACGAGACCUCUGGGAGGUAUUAAUGACAUGAUCACAUACACUAUAGACGGCAUACACCAUCACACCCAGAUAGAUGAGGGUAUAAUGGUGUUGAGGCAUCCUCGUUACAUUCAACCAGACAAGAUCCUCAGACCCUACAACACUACGCAAAGUGAAGGAAAGUACCUGCUAAGUGAGGUUACAAGACACAACCAUUGGUCAGAUACCUACUAUCACCACAGCUUACUUACCACUAAAUCUACCUUCAUCCUAACGGACCAACGGUGUGUGUUAUCAGAGUAUGAUGACGUAAUGAACCAGUGGAAAGUAGAGUGGGCCCACGUGUACCAGGACAUUGAGAGGAUACCCAGUAUCAUGGAGAAUGGGAGUUGUAUCGUCUUCUCCGCCUUCAUGGAUCCGAACGUGGGAUUUUCAAAGUUCUUCAAAAACAGAAGGAAAAAGACGCGGAUGGUAGUGUUACCCUCACCAGAAGAAACUCAGCUAUUAUAUCGCGAAUUUAAGAAACGCUACAUACACCAUCACGACGGGUAACAUUAGAGCGGUUUUCAAUCCAGCUGAGGAAAACAAACAAAAAACGAUUCACGGUUAACAAAGACGACAAAUGCUGGGACAAUUGUUGUCGCUGUCUGUAAUUUCAAUGAUAUAACUGUGAUUUUAUGCGUGCUUUUCAUAUUUUUCUUUUUUGUUUGUUUUCAUUAAGUCGAUGGAUUGUUUUUUAUUCAAUUACGGAUCCUUCAGAGCAUGAUUUCUUUUUAGAGUUAGACUAAAGAUUUAAACUCUGCUUUGUAACUACUUGAAAUACGAUAAAUUAAAUUUACUGUGUUUAGGAUGGCUGUAUUUACUUUUGUAGAGAUCUCUGAUGGAUUGUAUUAUCUACUGGUAUGAUUGUUGCGGGACUAUAUUAUUAAGUAUUCUGUGCAUGUUUCGUAGAAUGAUUUGUAACGAACUACAGCGUAGUUAGAUGUGACAACAUGUACAUGUAGGGUACCUCACUACAUGUAAUGAUGACCCUGUCGGUAAAGAUCUUCUUUUUAGCAGCGUGUAUGAACAGUGUUAAGUGAUUUUGUUAUUGUAAAAAAUAUAAUUAUAAUGCAGGUUAAUUAAGUGUUGACAAUUGUAAUUAAUGUGAACGAAUGUUUACAAAAAUAACUUUUCUAAACUG
Bolinopsis microptera is the source of this 6081-nucleotide messenger RNA. RefSeq names its product intermembrane lipid transfer protein VPS13A-like. Gene Ontology annotation, biological process: protein retention in Golgi apparatus; protein targeting to vacuole. The transcript is spliced from 44 exons. Gene Ontology annotation, cellular component: extrinsic component of membrane. Lineage: Eukaryota; Metazoa; Ctenophora; Tentaculata; Lobata; Bolinopsidae. The record is from RefSeq and is a predicted model, not a curated record. Bases 237 to 5450 code for a protein of 1737 amino acids.